AUGGUGGCAGAGAUUCGCAGCGGAGUCAAGGCAACAACGGAUAGUCUACGCCGCGCACGCGCCCUCCAUGCCUUGCGACAAAAACACCCUCUGACGGCAACGGAUGGCACGCCCAAGCUGUUAGCAGGUCUUGAAGGCGUGACACCAACGUGGCGUCCGACGCAUUCGGAUGAGCAACUCCUGGACGAGUAUUUCGACCAUGUUUUCCCCCUUCAGUUUCCCUUUUAUGUGGCUUCUCUUCCUGAAAGGGGCCACGGCUGGCUCCGUGCUCUGAUGGUGAGAUGUGAACCCCUGUGCUAUGCAGCACUUGCCCUGGUUCUCGUCUAUCGCGAUCCGAGCUCGCACCGUCCCGACGCCAUCCGUGGGCGGCCGCGCGAGAACGAGCAGCAACGGCUCUAUGGUCUAGCCGUAACUGGCUUGCGGCAACACAUUGACCGCUUAAGCGAGAAAAGUGUCCAAGAAAGUCUGCGGGAUGGGAUUGAAGUGUUCGCUUGUGUCGUCUAUUUGAUAAUGCUCGAAAAGCACAUGAUUGCAUCUCCAGGCAUGUUUCCCUAUCUGCAAGCUUAUUGCCUGGCUUUCCCGUACCACCGUCUUUCUGCUUUGUAUGACGAAGGCAAGCAGAUCGAAGAAGCAAUCAGUCAGGCAAGCUCCACUGACUCCUCACUUGCCCUUGUGGAUCAUGUGGCCGUAGAAUUCUUCAGUGCUGUUUUCCUCUGGUUCGAUACCUUGGCCACUGUCUCAACAGGCUGCAAACCUCAAUUUGCCGACAUCUGCGCGGCCGCUUUUGGCGCCUCGGACAGCAAGGUGCGACUACGGAAAAUCAUGGGUUGCGAGAACUGGGUGAUGGUCAUCAUUCGGGACAUCGCAGUGCUUGAUGGAUAUAGGAGGGGUGGACAGGAAGGACAACUUCGGAGAGGCGAGGAUGUUUGCCAAAAAUAUAUCGAGCUCAAGGAGCGUCUACAACUGGGUCUCGCUGAACCCUGGGAGAGCUACCUCCCACUUUUGGCAAGGGGAUCCACAGACAGAGCAGCGGAGACUUGGCUGGUCCAGGCUACUCCCAUCGUCACCCAUGUCUUCGCCUGUGCAGCUCUGGUUUACCUGACCGUCGUUCUGUCUGGCCCUGAUCCCCAUCUUCCUGAGAUUCGGGACGCCGUUUCCAGAUCGCUGAAAAUAUUCAGUGUCCUACCCGAUGUUCGGUUGCUGCAUGCCAUGCUCUGGCCUUUUUGCGUUACCGGAUGCAUGGCACUCAAAGACCAAGAGUCUUUGUUUGAGGAGUUGGCGGUGAAGGCCGGCACCUUGACUCAAGGACCUGGUGUUUGGUUGAGGGCUCUUCAGGUGAUGAAGACAUGCUGGCAGAUCCGGAGUGAGGGGAGCCAGGAUCACCCUUCCGCCGAUUGGUUGAACUCUCCAACCUCUCGAAUAUCUGAACUCUCGCCUACGGCUCCAUCUGGAAACCUUGCAGAGCACGAGUUCGAGUUUGACGGUCUCGCCCAGGGCAUCGUACCUGAUGGAUACUGUGAGAGAUUUGAUGCUGAUGGUCAAAACUACGCGUUUGAGUCUCAGACUUCUGACUCGGGCACGAUUGCUGUCAACGACGACCCAUGUAUGAUACAAGAUGUGUUACUCCCAGAGGAUGAACUAUCCAGGGGCGACGACAUCUGGAACGCUAUCGACGAGUUUUUUGACACCCUGUAUGUUGUGUUCCCGAUCCUGUCAUACGCAAGCCUUGCUUCACGUCUGAUCAUCGAACCCGCAUGGCGUGCCAUUCCUGAAUUCCGCACGCUACUCUUGUCCAUUCGGGCAGUGAACGCAGCGGGGCAAUUUCGCAUGGCUCCAUCAGAUACGGCACAUCUUUCGGAGCUCAUUACCCAAGUUGAGAAGUCACGCUUGGAAUACGACUUUGCCGACCCUCCAACUCUCGAUAGUGUGGUUGUCUCUUUGUUUCUUUUCACCGGCAAUAAUGUCCUCGAAAAACACAACCGCGCAUUCCUGUACCUGGACGAGGCGCUGUCUCUCCUGGAGGUGGUGGGCGUUGCCGACGAAGAAGAGCGGCACCGAAAGGCACAAAUUGAGCAGGUGCUCUUCAACACAGAAGCUGCGACCAUGGCAAUCUAUGCGAACCAAGGUCGACGGCGGCGGGCUCGCAGGCCACGGGAAGUUGUGGACCUACCACUGAGGGCAUCCCACACCCUCGGCGCCCUUGAUGAAUCCGACAGAGUUGCUCUGCACCUAUUGAGACGCCUUACUGAAAUACAUCUCGCCGAGAAUGCAGAAGCGUUUGACGAAAUCGACAUUGAUUCUGAGGCUGACAUGGCAACGCUGUUCGGGGCAGUUUUCAAACGCCAUCGGUACUCCCGUAUACAAGCAGCUGACGUGGUUGUCACGCGGCAAUGGCAACUUUCAACAAAGCUCGUUGCCAACCUCAAAAUGGGCAUCGGCAUCUCUCCGAGAUUACAGAAAUCGGUCGAGGCCCUGGGUCUUGCAGCCAUGUCUUGGAUUUGCUUACUGGGAGAAGGCGAACUACGAAUCGUGGGUCUCGGGAAACUGUCUAGCCUUGCGCAGAACAUCCGCGUCCUGGCAGGGAGAAGCCAGUGUCAAUACAUUCUAGGUGGCCUCGCUGGCGCUGUCAUCAAGGAGGAUCAUGAGAAGAUCUUUGCACCUCAACUCGCAGAGGUGGUCAUGCCUCUGAUUUCGACAGUACCUGCAUCGCUCAAUACCCGGCCGCCCUACGAAUAUCAGAGCCUGAGGUCUCAGGCACGGACAGCGAUACAAGUUGAGCCUAUGAGUGGUCGCGUCUUCGAGACCAAUAGCAAUUCAUGGGAUCCUUCAACAUCGAAUGAUGCUGAGCAGACUUAUGAUGGCAAUUCACUGGACCCUAUCGAUCGAUUUAUUGAUCUCUCUUGA
This is a messenger RNA of Fonsecaea monophora, 2904 nucleotides long. RefSeq lists its product as hypothetical. Gene Ontology annotation, biological process: positive regulation of transcription by RNA polymerase II. The coding region runs from base 1 to 2904 and encodes 967 amino acids. The transcript is spliced from 3 exons. Gene Ontology annotation, cellular component: nucleus. Gene Ontology annotation, molecular function: transcription cis-regulatory region binding; DNA-binding transcription factor activity. The record is from RefSeq and is a predicted model, not a curated record. NCBI's taxonomy places the organism in Eukaryota, Fungi, Ascomycota, Eurotiomycetes, Chaetothyriales, Herpotrichiellaceae.